This is a messenger RNA of Closterium sp. Naga37s-1, 471 nucleotides long. NCBI's taxonomy places the organism in Eukaryota, Viridiplantae, Streptophyta, Zygnematophyceae, Desmidiales, Closteriaceae. The record is from the annotation of a GenBank genome assembly.
AUGGUCGUAGAUGCGACGGCUAGUUGCGCGCGUGACGGUGGCGAGCAGCGGCGCGACAGUGGCGAGCGGUGGCGAGCGGUAGAGAGUGGCGGGCGAGGCGGGAGCGUGCAGCGUCAUGCUAUAGGCCCCUGUCCUUCUUUCCCUUUCCCCCACUCCUUCUAUCCCUUCCCCCCUGUCCUUCCCUCCUUUCCCCUAUCCCAACCCACAGCUCCCCCCUGCUCUCAUCUGUCCCCUUGCCCACAUUCGUCCCUUUUCCCCCACUACCGUCGCUGCUUUUCCUGCUCAUUUCCCCCUUCCCUGAACCCUUCCUUUUCCUCUCUCACAUCCCUUCCCGCUUUCUCCUUCCCCCUGUCCUAUCCCAUUCCUUUCCUAGUUCAAGCUCCCACCAUUCACCCCUCUCCCGGCCAUCCCUUUCCCCCCUCUCCUGUCCCUCCCCAUUCCCCUCAUCCGACCCUUCCCUUUCCACUAUGA